Molecule: messenger RNA, 3638 nt
Organism: Amoebophrya sp. A25
Lineage: Eukaryota; Dinophyceae; Syndiniales; Amoebophryaceae
Source: the annotation of a GenBank genome assembly
AGCAGCCUGAAAAGGUUGCCUUCGUUUGCGUCGAUAACAUCGACACACUUUUCGACGGUGCUCUUUUCGUCGUUUUCUCUUACAGAGAGCUCCUCCCAUGGGGAGCCCUUUUCUUCUUCUUCUUCUUCCUCGUUUUCUUCUUCGUUUUCCUCUUCUUCCUCCUCGGUUUUUUCUUCUUCCUCCUCUUCUGUGUGCUGCUCUUCCUCCCCGUGUUCUUCUUCUUCGUCGCUCCACAUCUUCCCGACGGCAGUCACCUGGAAAAUGAUUUUUUUUAUAAGUAUGACAGGGAGGCGAAAUAGGAGCAGGGAACAUUCCAGCUACUAAAACUAUGGCGCCAGUGCUGGUCUAUAAGGUGAUAAGGCAUAUCCGUUUAAUACCUUUUUUUUUUUUUUUUCCUCUCCUUCCUUCCUGUUCUUUUUUCUUCUUUUCCCCUUCCACCUUUUUAGGUGUACUUCAUGGGAAUGAUGGCCUGCGUAGAGACCAGCAGAUUCCACAUCUGCUCGAACUGCGACCAUUCGAUGCGGCAAGUCCACACGGAUGUUUGAACCUCUUCCAGCAGUGUGCGCACUGGUGCGCUGUGCCUGAGCCUUUCCAAAAGGCCUAGCCUCAUUUCUGACCGCAUCAGAGUGGCCAGCGCUUUGGUCACCUCUUCGGUCAUGUUCGUUGGCUCCUGGAACGUGACGACCUUGUGCGUGCUCGUCGUGCUGGUGGUCGUUGGCCCUGGUUGUGCUGCUUUGCUUAGCGCCAGAGCGUUGGCCACCGGUUUCUUUGCUGACCACGACAGAGUGGAGAACCAAGACCUCCGCUCUUCUCCUGUGACCUCUUCUUCUUCGCUGUCGGAUCCUGCUCGGGACACUCUGCUUGGCUCUUCUUCGUCGAACAUCUCCGCGUCCUCUUCUCGCUGUUCCUCCGCGCCAUCUUCGGCCGCUUCGUUCCUUUUGCGUUUCUUCGCUCCUCCUGCCUCUGCUUCUUGCUUCUCUGCGUCCGGGUGCGCUCGUGCUUUCCUACGUACGGUUAGGACAAGGGCGGCGGGCUCUUGUCUGCUCUUCUUUGCUUGUUGUUCGGCCACCUCGACCCACGUCCCGUCCUGUGCCUCGUCUGUGGUGGGGCAUCUGCGGCGCAGCUGCUCGACCAACUUGCCAACCACUGCUCUCUGCCCGUCAGGUAGGAAACCGCCGUCGGCCCGCGUCACUACUACUUUUGUAGCCUUUACCUCGUCCGUGUAGGGGAUGCACGUGGCUCCCCCUUCUCCUUCUUUGGCUUCUUUUUUCUGCACAAGCAGAUACUUUUCGCGGUCAUCCUCGAAGACGUAGGCGUGCUCCUUUUCCGGUUCUGGUUUGCUGCCUUCGGGUUCGUCUUCCUGCUUGGUGCUGUUCGCUGGUGCCCGCUCUCGCUUUUCGGCUUUGUGGAUUCGCACCACGUUGUACGGCGGUGAGGUGGGCAUCGCCUUCAUCAUUGUGAGAAUCCUCCGGGCCUCUCCAGGCGCUUGGGCCAAUUUGAAGAGCAAGGUAACGAAGGCAUCCUGUGGCAAAGGCAAGUCACAGAGGUCUUCCAGGUCCAAGACCUCUAAAACCGUUGCCCAAUCGACCUCAGCAAGCAGCAUAGAGAGGUCUACGCGGAUUCCGAUCCCGGGGCGGUAGGAGUCGGACAUCCACGCGGGGCGUUCGCCCGUUUCUUUUUUCGCUGGUGGUUUUGUUCGGUUCUGCUUGUCGUCUUCGUUGCUGCCUGUUGGCUGCCGCUCUCUUGCCUGGCUUCGUCCUCGCGCUCUGCUGCGUCCCCUGGGUCGGUCUUCGUCGUCCUUCUUGCCGUCUCUGCCCUUCGUGUCCUUUCCCUUCUGGUCCUUGCCUCUGCCUUUCGCUCCUUUUUUUCCGUCUUUCUCCGCCUGCCAGAUGCUUUCCGGCACCGCUGUGUCUUCCUUUUUGUUUCGGAGGUUGACCUCCUCGCCGUCCCUGUUCCGGUAGCCGUUGUCUGUCAGUUGCGGCGUGUAGAUGAGGGCGUUGUCCUCUUUCUCUUUGUUGAGCCACUGCUUUAGCUUCGUCACCUCUUCGCUGCUGCCGUUUCUCAGAAUGGCUUGCCAGCCGAUCCGGAAACAUUUUGGGUGGAAGUUGAAUCCAUCCCCGGCCUUCGUGUUCCACAGUAGGUCUGUGAUCGAGUUCUGAACUUUCGACCGCCUGUCCUCGUUCCUGAACGUGUCCUGGAACGCUGUGCGCCCCGCUUCUCGGGCCGCGUCCUUUCCUCCUCCGCCCAUGGCGUCGGCCGUUGCUGUCUUCUUCGCUUCUGUCUUCGUCGUGCGUCCUGUAUUUUGAAACAAUUGGAAGUAUGGCGGUAUAAUUUCCAGCAGUUCCCCCCCUUCUCGUCUGUACUUUAUCGACGGCUGGGGGCCGUGCGUUCGGUGGAUCUUUCCCCAGAGUGUCAGCGAGAACCUGGGGCCGCCUGCUCUGACUGCGUGCCGCGUCCUCCGGUUCUCUUCCCUGGUGAACCAGCGGAGCAAGGCGGGGGCGGUUGUCUCCUGGCGUCCUGGUCCCUUUUCGUCGUCUUCCCAGCGGAAUUCCGUGGCUCCCACCGAGAGAACCACCGCUACGUCUGCCUCUCCGAAUUCGUCCCGAUGGUAUCCUAUUGCCUCCCCUUGCUUCCUGAAGACAUUCAGGAUAGCACCGCACUCCCCUGCGAGAUUGGCGGUUUUGUAGAUCCAGGAGGCCAGUUUGUGGAUUGCCCUCGGCGAGCUCGUUUCCGCCAAUUCGAACGACAGCCGGCGCAGUUUGCGGACUGCUCCUGUUUGGGCGUUCCGCUUGUGCACUGCGCGGACGUCUUUGUAGAAUGCCAGGACUUCCUCGAGUAUGUCCCAAGGGUCGCCCGCCACCUUCUGUAGCUCUUCACGAGUUACUUCAGCCACGCCGCGGGGCCCCCAGCUCCCUGCCCCUCCCGCGUCGAGGUCACGGAGGUAUCCUAUCCACCGUUCCGCCAUGCGGAGGGGAACUGCGGAUGUCAGUGAGAUAGAGUCCCAUUCUAGUCAUAUUUGUUAUUACCUCGCGCGGACAGCUUACUACUGUCCGCGAUGUCUGAUCUACCCUACACUCUACUCUCCUCUACGUUACACACUCUACCCUUAUGCUACAAAUUUGCACUCCUAGGCCACGCACAUCUAUCCCAACAAGAGAGAGACAAUAGAGACAAGGCAAUACCUCACGUCUCGCUUCUUAGUUUCGCCUUUGCUCGGUCGUUUCUUGGCCUCCUUUGCUUCUUUUGGUGGGGCAUAGAUCCACGCCGCGUCCCGUCGUUGUCUCGUUCCUGUUCGAGGGUGGUGUGACGAUGUGUUUAGAUGCAGCGUCUAAGUGGUGACCUGCUCAAAUAGGUCAUCUAAACACAAGGGCAAGCGCAGCAACACAUGUACCCAGUAGACGCCUGCCCGUCUGUACAUGUGUCCAGUAGACACCCAGGCGUCUGUGUUUAUAUACAGCCGCUACUCAGAUGCCUGACUUUUUACUACAUCUAAACACGAGAGCAUCCCUACGUGCACUCGUGUACUUUUUAUUAUAUCUAGAAACGCGGCGACUUUGCAUACUUAUCACAAAAGGGCACCUACCUACUUCUUGUUCUCUCCUUGCCUGGCCUCGCUGACCCAAGAUAGGGCGCUGUAG